UUCCUUUUCUGUAAGCAUGAACUGAAGAGAAUGAACUGACUGCCUUGUGGGUUUGUGCACCUUGAAUAUAACAUCUGUCACCCAGAGGAAGAGGCACUUUGAGAUUCUGUGCUGUUAGGGUAAAGACUUUGCUGGCGGCUUGGUGCUGAAAGGUAAACUAAGGUAAGCACUUGCCACUAUAUAUGUAUGAAGAUACACUUACCUCUCAGAUGUGCUUUAUACACUGAGACAUUUUUCUGGCACUUCACACAGUACUGGAUUAUGGAUGGGGACCUGAGGAGCCUGCUGGCCGGAGGAAAGCAGGAGGACUUGCUGGUGGAUUACCAUUUGUCACCAGCAGUUAAUUCCUCUGCACCCUAUGAUAACAUGUACUACCCUGAACUGGACACUGACUGUGAAUUUGAAAGUAUUCCAUCAUUUGCAUCUUCAUUUUUUCCAGUGCUGUACUCUAUAUUGUUUGUGGUUGGCCUCACGGGAAACGCUUUGGUUGUUUGGGUCCUAACAGUCUUUAAGAAAAUCAGGGCCAUGACUGACGUGUAUCUGCUGAACCUCGCCAUCUCUGACCUCGUCUUUGUCUUCUCCCUCCCUUUCCUGACUCAGUACUCCCUGGUAAGCCAGUGGACUUUCGGCAACGCCAUGUGUAAAAUUGUCAGCUCUGCUUACUUCAUUGGUUUCUACAGCAGCGCCUUCUUCAUAACCAUCAUGAGCAUUGACAGGUACUUGGCCAUUGUGCACUCUGUGUAUGCCCUGCAGGUCCGGACAACCACCCAUGGAAUCAUUGCAAGCCUGGUCCUUUGGGCAGUAGCCAUUUUAGCAUCAGUGCCAGGCCUUGUGUUCUUCCAGGAAGUGGAUGAUGAUAACAAGACACUGUGCAUCCCUCUCUACCCUGGCAGCGGUAAUGGCUGGAAGGUCUUCAGUAAUUCUGAAGUCAACAUCAUGGGGUGGCUGUUCCCUGUGAGCAUCCUCAUUUUCUGCUACCACAACAUUUUGAGAAACCUGCAGAGGUGCCAUACUCAGAACAAAUACAAAGCAAUGAAAUUGGUUUUUAUCGUUGUCAUUGUGUUCUUCCUGUUCUGGACCCCCAUCAAUAUCGUGCUCUUUUUGGACUCUAUGAGGAGCUUGCAUAUCAUCGAUGACUGCCAGACUAGCCAAAGGCUUGACCUGGCCUUGGAGCUGGCCGAGACACUCUCCCUUGUGCACUGCUGCCUCAACCCCAUCAUCUACGCCUUUGUUGGGGAGAAGUUCAAGAAGUACCUCUGUGAGGCUUUUGGCAAAUAUACCCAUUUUCUCUUGAUCUGCAAAGGACACAGUGCCUUCAACAGACGCAACACGGACAGACGCACCUCUCUGUACACAGCAUCCUCGCAGUCCUCUUUCGUCGGCAGCAUCUUGUAGAGCUGCAAGGCAGAAGCUCCGUACUUUAGACUUGAUUUGAAACCGAGAAAUUCUCCCUGUACUUCAAUAAAAACAGUCUUUCUGUUUCCUUGUA
Messenger RNA from Tympanuchus pallidicinctus (lesser prairie-chicken), 1489 nucleotides. RefSeq names its product C-C chemokine receptor type 8-like. Gene Ontology annotation, cellular component: membrane. Gene Ontology annotation, biological process: immune response; G protein-coupled receptor signaling pathway; chemotaxis. The record is from RefSeq and is a predicted model, not a curated record. NCBI's taxonomy places the organism in Eukaryota, Metazoa, Chordata, Aves, Galliformes, Phasianidae. The transcript is spliced from 2 exons. Gene Ontology annotation, molecular function: chemokine receptor activity. Bases 187 to 1395 code for a protein of 402 amino acids.